Molecule: messenger RNA, 1942 nt
Organism: Drosophila pseudoobscura
Lineage: Eukaryota; Metazoa; Arthropoda; Insecta; Diptera; Drosophilidae
Gene: Ir56d
Product: Ionotropic receptor 56d
Exons: 1
Coding region: 32-1942 (636 amino acids)
Source: RefSeq, a predicted model, not a curated record
UCAGUCGCCCGCUGGCAUUCGUUCAACGAAUAUGGACAACCAGGCAUCGGAGCUCAUACUCAAGGAGCGGGUCACUAUUGGAACCCUGGUACCAAACAAUGGGACUGAAGGCGGCAACGUGCAGUUGCUCAACAACACAUUCGUCUUGGAGCUGCUGUUCGAGAUCACCCAAUUGUACCACUUCAAGAACUUUAUUUUCUACAUUUCGGAGAGACUGGAUCUCAAGAACAAGAACUCCCUGGACUUCUUUUACGACUUCUGGACGACCUUUCCCCUAGCACCGAAUUUGAUCAUAACCCGUGAGCACAAUGCUGUCAUUCCGAUGGUGCAGUUUAUCAGCACUCCCUCACUGGUCAUGGUCUAUACAACGGAACGAGACGAUCCCAUUAUGGAACUGGCAGCGCAAAGCCUGCGGGGAGUGCGCUGGCUCAAGACCAUCUUCAUACUGUAUCCCAAAAUGGACACCCGCGACUUCGAGGAGAGCUUCGACGCCUUUACACUGUUCUCAAACGAGGUCAAAGGUCUCUACGACUGGAUGUGGAGCAAGCAGUUUAUCAACACAGUGCUGAUUACCAUCAAGAAUAAUGUGUUCUUGCUGGAUCCCUACCCCACACCGUCGGUGGUAAACAAGACAGACUCGUGGCGAGCCGAGGACUUUUUCAAGAAACAUAGCAAGAAUAUGAAAGGCUAUGUGGUCAGGACCCCCAUCCUCUACGACCUCCCACGUGCCUUCAAGUCCGACCGUCCCACCAAUAGCUACGAGAAUAACUUUGUUCACGGUACAAGCGGCAACUUGUUUCUGGGAUUCCUCGAGUUUGUGAACGCCACGAUACUGGACACCAGCACAAACGUGUCCACGAACUAUCUGAACCUAACGAAUCUCCUAGAUCUGGUGGCUCAGGGCGUAUACGAGACGCUAAUACACUCAUUCACCGAAAUGCUAGGAAGGUACGUGGUCAGCUACAGCUACCCCAUUGGCAUCAACGACUGCUGCCUCAUGGUGCCUUUCCUCAAUCAGUCCCCAACGGAACAGUACAUGCGAGAGGCUCUUCAGGACAACGUUUGGCUCUCGAUAAUUCUGUUCGUCUUCUAUAUAGCCCUGGCCAUCUGGUGGUGCUCGCCCCUGCGGCCGCGCGACUUCAGUGCCGCUCUCCUCCAGUCCAUCUGCACCCUGACCUACAUGGCGCCGACCUACAUCAUCAAGACCCCGACGCUGCGGAUGCGAUACUUGUAUCUUCUGCUCGCCAUCAUGGGAAUAGUCACGUCCAACAUGUACAUCUCGAGGAUGACCAGCUACUUCACCACAGCUCCGCCGCAAAAGCAAAUCAGCACUGUUCAGGACAUAGUCGAGGCGAAUCUGAGGAUCCUGAUGAUGGGUGUCGAGCACGAACGCAUCGCCAAAUCGCCCCAGCAGUAUCCGGCCAGCUUCUUAAAACAGGUUGACGUAGUGGAUAAGCAGGCCUUAGACACCCACAGGGAGCCUUUCAACACGAGCUUCGGCUACACGGUGACCAGCGAUCGCUGGCAGUUCCUGGACAUGCAGCAGCUGCACUUGCGGAAGCCCAUCUUCCGCCUGACAGACAUCUGCGAGGGUCCCUACUACCAUGUCUACCCCAUGCACCGCGACUCCCACCUGCGCUCGCCGAUGAAGGAGUUCAUUAUGGUGGCCCAGCAGGCGGGUCUCAUGGACCACUGGCAGCGCGAGGCGUUUUGGGAAGCAGUGCACCUGAAUCUUAUCAAAGUACACAUUUUCGAUGAGGAACCGAUCGCCUUGAGUCUGAGCUUCCUCUCGACCAUUCUGCGAACUUGGUGCCUGGGCCUGGUGCUGUCCGGACUCGUCUUUGCUGUGGAGAUGAAAUGGUACGAAUACGUGACCUUCAGGCGACGUGUUAGGUUUACCCCUAAGCCAAGAUCGUUUCUGAGAAGGUUCAUGAGAGGGUGA